Bufo gargarizans (Asiatic toad) is the source of this 2067-nucleotide messenger RNA. Its product is annotated as osteocalcin-like. Gene Ontology annotation, biological process: response to vitamin K; bone development; regulation of cellular response to insulin stimulus. Lineage: Eukaryota; Metazoa; Chordata; Amphibia; Anura; Bufonidae. The record is from RefSeq and is a predicted model, not a curated record. The coding region runs from base 118 to 441 and encodes 107 amino acids. The transcript has 4 exons. Gene Ontology annotation, cellular component: extracellular region. Gene Ontology annotation, molecular function: hydroxyapatite binding; structural constituent of bone; calcium ion binding.
AAAGAAUAAAAGCCUCUGUUAUAUAAGAAGCCGUAAUACAGAGCAGACAGAUCCGCAAGAUAAAGAAGACGCGAAACGCAGCAGCACAACCCAAAGUGACAGGGACCUACUGGGCACAUGGAAGUCACCAUGAAGAUGCUGGUGGUCCUCUCUCUGCUGGGGUUAUUGGCCGGCUGCCUCGCCCUGCAAGGUGAUGACCCUCCGGCCCAAGAUUCAAGAGGCCGGCUAAGUAAUCAAGAGGUGAUGAUGUCACGGAGCGCAGCAAACGCCGUCAUCAAGAGGCACCGGCGCUCCUAUGACUAUUUAGAAAGGUUCUUCCCGCGAAGAAAAUCUUCCCUGGAGAUAAAAAUGGAGCAGUGUGAGAACUACCGGCCCUGCGACCAGCUGUCCGAGUGGGUGGGCUUUCACACCGCCUAUCAGAGAUACUUCGGACCUGUGUGAAUGGUGGCGUGACGCUGACCCCACUGUGUCACUGCCAGGACCCCAGCAAAGCCAAAUAAAAGAAAGACACAAUAUAUCUGACCCUACACCCCUGUGCUAUGCUCUAUAUAUGUGACCCUACACCCCUGUGCUAUGCUCUAUAUAUGUGACCCUACACCCCUGUGCUAUGCUCUAUAUAUGUGACCCUACACCCCUGUGCUAUGCUCUAUAUAUGUGACCCUACACCCCUGUGCUAUGCUCUAUAUAUGUGACCCUACACCCCUGUGCUAUGCUCUAUAUAUGUGACCCUACACCCCUGUGCUAUGCUCUAUAUAUCUGACCCUACACCCCUGUGCUAUGCUCUAUAUAUCUGACCCUACACCCCUGUGCUAUGCUCUAUAUAUCUGACCCUACACCCCUGUGCUAUGCUCUAUAUAUCUGACCCUACACCCCUGUGCUAUGCUCUAUAUAUGUGACCCUACACCCCUGUGCUAUGCUCUAUAUAUCUGACCCUACACCCCUGUGCUAUGCUCUAUAUAUCUGACCCUACACCCCUGUGCUAUGCUCUAUAUAUGUGACCCUACACCCCUGUGCUAUGCUCUAUAUAUGUGACCCUACACCCCUGUGCUAUGCUCUAUAUAUGUGACCCUACACCCCUGUGCUAUGCUCUAUAUAUCUGACCCUACACCCCUGUGCUAUGCUCUAUAUAUCUGACCCUACACCCCUGUGCUAUGCUCUAUAUAUCUGACCCUACACCCCUGUGCUAUGCUCUAUAUAUCUGACCCUACACCCCUGUGCUAUGCUCUAUAUAUCUGACCCUACACCCCUGUGCUAUGCUCUAUAUAUCUGACCCUACACCCCUGUGCUAUGCUCUAUAUAUGUGACCCUACACCCCUGUGCUAUGCUCUAUAUAUGUGACCCUACACCCCUGUGCUAUGCUCUAUAUAUGUGACCCUACACCCCUGUGCUAUGCUCUAUAUAUGUGACCCUACACCCCUGUGCUAUGCUCUAUAUAUCUGACCCUACACCCCUGUGCUAUGCUCUAUAUAUCUGACCCUACACCCCUGUGCUAUGCUCUAUAUAUCUGACCCUACACCCCUGUGCUAUGCUCUAUAUAUGUGACCCCACACCCCUGUACUAUGCUUUAUAUAUGUGACCCUACACCCCUGUGCUAUGCUUUAUAUAUGUGACCCUACACCCCUGUGCUAUGCUCUAUAUAUCUGACCCUACACCCCUGUGCUAUGCUCUAUAUAUCUGACCCUACACCCCUGUGCUAUGCUCUAUAUAUCUGACCCCUACACCUCUGUGCUAUGCUCUAUAUAUCUGACCCCUACACCUCUGUGCUAGGCUCUAUAUAUCUGACCCCUACACCCCUGUGCUAGGCUCUAUAUAUCUGACCCCUACACCCCUGUGCUAGGCUCUAUAUAUCUGACCCCUACACCUCUGUGCUAGGCUCUAUAUAUCUGACCCCUACACCCCUGUACUAGGCUCUAUAUAUCUGACCCCUACACCCCUGUACUAGGCUCUAUAUAUCUGACCCCUGUGCUAUGCUUUAUAUGUAUGUCAUGAUUCAGAAACCAAAGACAGGUACUAUUACUGAUGUACAGAUGGAUACAGGAGAAAUGUUAUUAAAUUCCGCCCAAUACU